Molecule: messenger RNA, 3306 nt
Organism: Mesorhabditis spiculigera
Lineage: Eukaryota; Metazoa; Nematoda; Chromadorea; Rhabditida; Rhabditidae
Source: the annotation of a GenBank genome assembly
AUGCCGCGCAGGCGUGCUGUCAAGGCGGCAGUAUCCCCGAAUAUCCCGGUGAUUGCUGAGCAUGAGGUGAAACUGGAGGUUGAAGCUGCUUCAGAAAUUGAAGAACUCGAAGAUCAGGAGAAUCUCGAGACUUCAAAUUAUGCCAUCGAUGGUAUCCUCCACGAUCCGGAGUUCUACAACGCCGUCAUGGAGCAGUUGGCCGAGACGUUCGACAUUGUCAAAGAGGAUAAGGAGCGGAACAACCUGAGCCCAGAGAGAUUUUCGCUGCAUGCAAAGUUGCUGAUCAACCUCUACGACCAGGCCGUGGACAAGCAGCUCGUCAACCAAUUUCGUUGUUAUUUCGAGGACUCGAUGCGCCGAUUGGAAUGUCUGAUCCGGGAGGAAACGCCCGAAUGGGAGAUCGCGCUCCAAAUAUUUCCAGUUGCCGCCGUCAAUUUCUACGGGAAUAACCGUAGUUCAACAUUGCUGGAAUGGGUUUAUGAGGAAAUUGAGCUAUGGAUGAAUCUGGACUCGGACAUCAAAGUCGGAGCCGCUGCAGCUGCGGGUCGGCUUUUGAGUGGGCUGCUUACAGCUUCAAGGAGCGAAUACGGCGUCGAGGUUUUGCCGCGACAAGAACGGCAACGAAUUUUUGAGUAUAUGGUGGAUUUGGUGGAAUCGAAUCAAAAUAAGGAAUAUACCAUCGACAAAUCGAUCCUCCCCGGACUUGCACUCGCCGCAGCCGACGAAGACUGGGAGCCAGUCCGUGAAAAGACCCCGAAAAUUUUGCUUGGUAUGCUUCUGGGGGCAGAAGACCCAAGGACGAGAUGCGCUGCCGUUCAAGUUGUCCCGCUCGACGACCCCGAAUUUCUGGAGGCGAUGAUUGAGAGGAUUCGGUGUGAUGAUGCAGAUACGGGCAGUUGGAGAAUUGUUAAUCCCGAGCGGAAGUCGAAGAAGCCGGAUUAUACAGUCUCCCUAGCAAUCGUCGACCGGUUCGCGGGGCUAGACUACCGCAAACUGAGCAACGACGAUUUCUACGAAAUCCUCAGCGCCACCGUCAAGUCGACAAUUCCCAUUCGCCAGCGUCGAGGGCUGAAUCAUCUAGUGCCCAGCUGGAUGAAGCAAGAGAUUGAGAGCGCUGAGAGUCAACAUUUGCGGUUGGCGACAAAGCAGCGGAUGAAUGGCGUUGGCUUUGCGCUGUACCAGAUGCUAGCAAAACUGGAGGUGCAUAAGCAUCCGAAUGUCGAGGGCGUCCGCCAAAUCUUCGAGCUCAUCAUCGCCAACUGCAAGCUAAAAAGCGGUGUCAAAACGAUGCGGGAUUUUAUGAAGAUGUUUUAUGAGGGAUGUGCCGACACGGAUCCGAUAAUCCAUAAGGGAGAGGUUAAGGAGAUAUUGAGACGUCCAAUCGCCGAAUCCGCCCCCGCCGUCUUGCUCCACGUGAUUUUGGCCCGAUUUGUGGGGCAUAUUGGAAAGGGUGACGACCGUUGGGAGGCCAUGAAUAUGUUAACCCAUUCGCUUCCGCUUUUGACUGCCGAGGUUAAGAGAUAUUACGACCGUACCGUUGCAAAACCUAGUGAAGAGCGCUGGGGGUUAUUCCUCCAGCUGCUCGACCUACUCCGCGAAGUCUUCAGGCUGGAAGAUCAUCAACGACAAGAAUACCGUACCUUCCUGACAUGCGUCUUCAAAAAUCACACCCUCGGCUACGCAUUGAUCAAAAAAUGCGUCUAUCACUACGUUGUUUCCUUGAUUCCGGAUGAGAAAGAUGUCAAGCUCGCCUCGAAUAUUUGGAAUGAUUUGCUGUACCAUUUGGAUGAAUCGCUGAAGAAGAGCCAUGAUAUGGAUGUUUUUGAAAGCGCGUUGCCUGCUAACCUGACUUCCCCUUAUGUACUUCACAUCUCCUAUGUCUUGCUGUCAAUGGUUCAGACAGGAAGGUUUAACAACAUUCCGACGAUCGUCAAGACCACAAUUCCAAAAUAUGAGCGUUAUUUCGAGGAUUUCAUCCAUAUGAACGAAGAUUCCCUGACGGAUGAGCAGAAGGAGAUCGUGUUUAGCUAUAUGGUCUUGAACUCAUUCCUGGCUUGUGCAUACCCAGAACAAUAUACCAGUUGGAUUUGCUGGCUGCUGGCCCGUUGGGAUACCAUUCCGAAAAAGGACUUGAUGACCAGGGAAUACGUCCUCAUUUCUCUUGUCGAAAUCGUCUGCUCCGUCACCUACCCAAAAUUCCUGAAAAUCGUCGCGGAAGAUUUCCCGGAAUUUGACUUCUUCCAGUUUUUCGCCAAAAUUAUGAUUGAGGAUAUUCCGCUUGACACUGAUGACGUAGCGAUGUUGCGCUAUGAACAAAUGGUAUACAUGUGUGUGCUGAAACUGAUGAUGAACGCAAAUGAUAAUGCGGGAGUUCGGGAUACCUUGGCGCUGUAUUUGGCUCGAUUUGCCGCCGAUGGUCUACGCCAUCGUCCAACACUUCGAAUGCGUUUCAUCCAAUUUUGCCAAUUUUUCAUGCCACAAUUGGACAAUCAAAAAACGAUGAUCGCCGCGAUGUAUCUAGUAUACAAAUAUCAAAAAAAGGAUGAAGAGUUUCCGGAAGCAUGGCGCAACGUCUUCAAGGAGGUCGUCCCCGAGGAGUUGGCUGAGUAUGUGGCUGAAGCGACUUCCGGUGAAUGGGCACAAAAAGCUAUUGAGCGAAAGCUUCAUAAAAAGGAGGCUGGCCGCCGUCGCUCCCUUCCCGUAGAUGGUCGACUGAUGAGCAGCCAAAUCGAACUCCUCGAAAUGUCGGCCGACCGGCUAAGGAAGAUGAGCGACUACAUGGACCGCAUGAACUUCGAGCAGUUCAAAGACCUGACUACGGUGGAAUAUGAGCAGGCGAUUGGAUAUACUCAAAUUUUCAAAGCUGUUGACCUUAACUUUGGCUUCCCGCACGAUAUCAUUCAGAAGUUCGUGAAGGUUGCAGAAUACCUACGAACGAAAUUUACCCGCCAUGAUGCCCCGAGCGUGGUCAUCUCAAACCUGGGAAAUUUCCUUCGCCGUGCGAGCACGAUUCUCGAAUCUGAAGAUGAGCAGGAGCUGGAUACGGUAGAUGAGACGAUUGGCUCUCGCCCUGGCAGUGUGAAGAAGAACUUGAAUUCUACGCUUGCGAGCGCCAAGAAACGUGCUCGUACGGUGUCCCAAUCUACGGCUUCUUCGCAUACCUCGGCGCGACGAGCCCGACUUCAAGCGGCUAUCGAUGCUGAACUAUCUACCCCUGUUCGUCGACAGCCCACCCGUAGGGCCAAAGAAGCCCGCCAAAUUGCUGUCAUUCCGGAAGAAGACGGCGACGAAUCCUAUGGAAAGAUU